AUGGGAAAGAAUACGAAGCGUCCACGCAAUGACGAUUCAUCCUCAACAUCCUCCUCCAAACUUCAACCCAGCAAGAAGCCUCAUUCUUCAUCGGUUUCUUCAAGCCGCCAAACGAAGGACAUAAAUACACAUCAUCGCAGUUCUCAGCAUUCAGAGCAAAAGAGUAAGCUUUCAACUUUUCCUUCAUAUCUUGAGGUCCCUGGUUUGCCUCCGAAAGUUAAAUUGUCAUGUGAAAUCAUAGCCACCACUCCAUCUGUCACUGUUGAAAGAAUUCUUGAAGACAGAGGCAUAAGUGUUUCUCAGGAAGAUGUAGAAGGAGUUCUUAAGUUGUCCUAUGGAUUCCCUGGCCCGGCUGUUAAGUUUUUUCGGUGGGCCGAUUACCAACUUAGGGAUGAACAUAGCCCUUAUGCGUGGAACUUGGUUAUCGAUAUUUUGGGCAAAGAUGGUCAGUUUGAUGCAAUGUGGGAUGCAAUUAAAUCAAUGAGAAAAGAAGAGUUGCUUUCAUUAUCAAAUUUUUCUUCUGUAUUUGGUAGUUAUGUGAUUGCGAAUCGUGUUCUGGAGGCUAUUAUGACAUUUGAGGUUAUGGAUCAGUAUGGUUUUCCUAGGGACAUUGUAGCUUUUAAUUCACUGCUUAGUCCAAUUUGCAGAGAAGGUAAAACCCAGGAGGCCAAAGAAUUUGUCGAUACUGUGAAGGGGAGGAUUAGGUUUGAUGCUGAUACAUAUGCCAUUUUGUUUGAGGGACGGGAAAAUGAGAAGAAUGUGGUUGGGGCUAGGGACACUUUUUCAGAAAUGGUGGUGGAUGUAGGGUGGGAUCCCGGAAAUUUACCUGCCUAUGACUCAUAUUUGACUACUUUGCUGAAAGCAAUCGAAGACUGUUCUAGGAAGAAUGACGCGAAAAAUGCUGGUUUGAUUUGGGAGGUGAUGCUAAAGAAAGAUGAUUUUCUACCUGACACGGAGAUGUACAAUUUGAUGAUUGGCUUAAACUGUAUCGUCAAGGAAUUUGACGUCGCUGGAAAGCUGUUAAAUGAGAUGAUAUACCAUGGUGUAUUCCCAAAUUCGGAAACCUACAAUCUCUAUUUUUACUACUUGCUUAAAAGCAGAAAGCUGAAAGAGGCUUCAUCAAUAUUUUCCGAGAUGAUGAAAAAUGAGUUUGUCCCCAACCAUUCUAAUUGCAGUUCAGCAGUCAGAAACUUUGUAGAUGGUGGAGACCCUUAUACGGCCAUCAAGGUUUGGAAAUGUAUGAUUGAAAACUACAAUUUUGAUUUGGAGGAGACAGGGAACUUGUUGGUUUUAAGUCUUCGUGGUAUGAAUAGGCUACCAGAAGCACUUAAAUAUGCCGAGGAUAUGAUAGAAUGUCGAAUAAAAUUGACCCCUCCUACAUUGUCCAAGUUAAAGCAGAGCCUGGUACAAAAAGGAAAAUUGGCUGUUUACGAUGAACUUUUGCGAAAGUGGAAGGCUUAG
This is a messenger RNA of Oldenlandia corymbosa var. corymbosa, 1461 nucleotides long. Lineage: Eukaryota; Viridiplantae; Streptophyta; Magnoliopsida; Gentianales; Rubiaceae. The record is from the annotation of a GenBank genome assembly.